Molecule: messenger RNA, 923 nt
Organism: Colletotrichum destructivum
Lineage: Eukaryota; Fungi; Ascomycota; Sordariomycetes; Glomerellales; Glomerellaceae
Exons: 1
Coding region: 130-750 (206 amino acids)
Source: RefSeq, a predicted model, not a curated record
GCCAAACGCUUUCCAUCAACGGAACCUAUAAGACGAUCUUCAACCCAAAUCGGGAGCCCUUUCACAUACUUCGUGCUCGAACGUCCUCUUCUCUUCGAGUGACUAGUCGAUCUUCUCACAACCGCCAACAUGCGCUAUUCUACCAUCCUCUCCAGUCUCGCCACCUUGUGCGCCGUCUCCGCGCUGCCAACAAGCAUAUUUUUACCCGUCGGCAACCUCCCCUCCCAGCCGACGACCGGCACUCAGGUGCUCAAGGACCUAAACAUCAUCGACGGUGCCAUCACGAUCCUCAUCGGCACCCUCAACAGCCUCAACUUCUCCACGGACAACGCCGGCAACGACAUCGGCAACGUGCAAAAGGUUCUCAAGGAGACUAUCGACUUACAGACCUUCACGCAGACCGGCCGCCUCGAUGCCCAGGGCCUCAGGGCCAAUCUGAGCUCGGCCGACUCGCUCGCCAUCGUGAACAAGUUGACCAACGACAUCACCCCGCACCUCAGGACCGCCACCGAUCUGCUGAGCAAGGCCAAGUCGUCAAGCAUCCUCGGCACCACACUCGGCGGUCUCCUGGGCAGCAUCUUGGCGCCGCUGGGCUUAGUGAAUUACAUUGACCUCCUCAGGACGGACAUGGCUGGCCUCAUCACCGCGAUCUUGCCGUUCAUUGACUCAACCGUCCAGGGCCAGGCCCUCUCCGAGGCCGAUGUCAUCAACAAUCUGCUGAACGCCAGCUUUAAUCUCUACUCCAACUGACAAAGGGGGCGGUGAGAACAUGGAAUGACUGGUUCGGAUUGAAUGAUUGCAUGGAUAUUCAUUGUGCAGACAGAAAAGCGAGGAAACGGGUUGGAACAUGGUUGCAUCUAAUUACUUUGGAGGGACUUUAGUCUGCAUUGCGGUUCAUUAAUUUCGAGCUCACUGAUUUCAAC